AGAGGAGGACAUCACAUGUACUAAGAGGGCAGGAGGGAGACUGGCUGAUCCCACCCUCCCCACACCCCUCACCCUCCUCACACCCCCUCACCCGGGGGCUGCACACACACUGCCAGGGGGCACCGACUUGGAGUCAUUUCAGGAGGAGUUGCGGCGGGCGAUGUGAUCGGCUGUGGAUAAUCGGGCUCUUCUCUUGGCACUGGGAUUCUUCCGCUGGCACCGGAGAGGGUGGCAUUGCCGGGCAGCCUGGAUGUGUCUGGAUGCUCAUGCUGGGAGUCUGAAGGAUGGAGAUGUUGUGGAUCCUCUUCCUGUCUCUCCUCCCCGGGCGCAGCAGGGGGCAAGAAGCCUACGCUCCGGCUCAGGCUCAGAUUAUCCACGGCAGUCAGGCUUGUGUGGACAAUAAUGACAAUGUGAGUGAACGGGUUUACACCAUCCGAGAGGGCGACACGUUGGUGCUGCAGUGUCUGGUCAGCGGACACCCACGACCACAGGUGCGGUGGACAAAAACAGCAGGCAGCGCCUCGGAAAAGUUCCAGGAGACCUCCAUCUACAUUGAGACCCUGCGCAUAGAGAAGGUUCAGAGGAUGCAGGGUGGCCGAUACUAUUGUAAAGCCGACAAUGGGGUUGGGGUCCCGGCCAUCAAGUCCAUUCGAGUAGAUGUGCAGUAUCUAGAUGAACCCAUCCUUACCGUUCACCAGACCAUCAGCGAUGUACGAGGGAGCUUCUACCAGGAGAAGACCGUCUUCUUGCGCUGUACUGUCAGCUCCAACCCACCUGCCCGCUUCAUCUGGAAACGAGCCACCGAGACCCUGUCCCAGAGUCAAGACAAUGGGGUGGACAUCUACGAACCUCUCUACACACAGGGUGAAACUAAAGUGCUGAAGCUGAAGAACCUACGCCCUCAAGACUACGCCAAUUAUACGUGUCAAGUGUCCGUGCGGAAUGUUUGCGGGAUCCCCGAUAAAUCCAUCACUUUCCGACUCACUAACAAGACAGGAGCAGCUUGGUGGGGACGAGCAGGAGGUGACACAAUGCUGUGUAGAAGCAAGAGAUCCAUCCCGUCUCCGCUAUGGCUGAAAACAGAGGCCGCUCCGCCCUCAUUGAAGUUGUCGGUGAACGAGACGCUGGUGGUGAAUCCAGGGGACAACGUCACUAUGCAGUGUUACGUCACCGGGGGCGACCCUCUGCCCAAACCCGUCUGGUCACACUCUCCUAAACCCAUGCCUCCCAACAGCGUCAGCAAGGGGGGGAACCUGACCAUCUGGAAUAUACGGCCAGAGGAUUCCGGCUACUACAACUGCACGGCCAUCAACAAUGUGGGCAACCCGGCCAAGAAGAUGGUCAACGUCCUAGUGAGAUCCAUGAGAAACCUGACAUAUCAGAUCACUCCGGAUGGCAACAAAGAGAGCGAGACCAUCCAGCUGACUCAGGAUUUGAAGCUGUCGUGUCACGUUGACGCCGUGCCGCAGGAUAAGGUCCAGUACACGUGGUACAAGAAUCAGAAGUUGAUUAAGGAGACCACCAGGGUUUUCGUCACAAGAAACGACCCGGAACUGGCCCCGGGGUGCUGCAGCCUGGAGAUCUUAGACUUGAAAUUUACUGACUACGGCAUCUAUAUGUGUGAAGCGUCCUUACCCAACCUGCCCUUUACCAUGAAGAGCGGCGACAUAAACAUCUCUGCAGAGACCGUCCCUCCAUCACUGAGUGUCCCCAAGGAACGCGCGGUCAUCACGGUACGUGAGGGCUCCCUUGCAGAGCUGGUGUGUGAGGUGCGAGGGAAGCCACUUCCGCCCAUUCUGUGGACCCGGGUGGAUAAGGAAGGUGGAUUCCCCUCUGGUGAAAUGGUGGUGGAAACUCUCGAUGGUAGACUGCGGUUGGAAAAUGUUACACGGGAAAUGAGCGGGACUUACAAGUGUCAGACGGCGCGGUAUAAUGGCUUCAACAUUCGGCCCAGGGAAGCUUCAGUGCUGCUCAACAUCCAAUUUGCCCCGGUGGUGGAGCCAAAGUCUCAGGACAUCCGGCAGGCGAUGAGGCGCAGUGUGCCGCUGCGGUGCAACAUGCUGAAAGGGAGCCCGGUGAAAGUGGCCACCGCCGUCUGGAGGUUCAACGGGAAUCUUCUCUCCACUCCCGUCACAGAACCGCAGGAAUAUUCUGAGUACAACAUACCCAGCAUGAGCCGAGAGACCAGCGGCAACUACGAAUGUACCAUCUCCAACGACGUGGGCUCUGAUAGCUGCGUCUUCCAGGUGACCGGCAAAGCCUUCAGCCCAGAAUUCUUCUACGACACCCCAAACCCCAUCGAGUCCAACAAGCAGUUUAGGAACUACUCGUAUCUGAUCCAAUGGACACAGAAAGAUCCCAGUGCCGUGGAUCCAGUGACGAGCUACAGACUGGACUUCAAACCGGCAAACGUGAAGGGUAUAAGCACUGCAACCGUGGAGGUGAGGAAUAUGAAGAAGGGAGCCCUCCACAGGUACCUGCUCCAGGAUCUCAAGAUUCCCCUGAACUACGAGAUCAAGAUUACGCCAAUCACCAUCUUCGGACUUGGAGACCCCGCCACGCGCAUCAUCCGAUACACAGAGCCUAUCAAUUACCCAAACCCAACCGCAGAUAACACAUGCAGUUUCGAUGACGAGAAGCUGUGCGGGUUUGUGCAGGAUAAGGCUGACACCUUCGACUGGAUCCGCCAGAGUUUGAAGACGAAAGAUCCCAAGAGGACCGUGAACACGGGGCCAGAUAAGGACAACAGCGGCACUGAGGAAGGUUUCUUCAUGUUCAUCGAGGCGUCAUCACCACGGAAAGCAGGGGACAAAGCGCGUCUACUCAGUCCCAUGUACAACGUGACAUCGGGCAAACAGAGGCCCAAAACACCAUCUUAUUGCAUCUCCUUCUAUUACCACAUGUGGGGGAGGCAUAUAGGUCGUCUGAACGUGAUGCUGCGUUCCAGUAAUACCGGCGACAUGCCAGUGUGGUCAUUGAGCGGGGACAACGGCAAUAAAUGGCAGCUCGCCAACAUUCAAAUCAACCCCAUCAGACCCUUCCAGGUCGUGUUUGAAUGUAUUACCGUCAAUGGAAUGGAAGGGGACAUGGCCAUCGAUGACGUCACCAUAAAAAAAGGAGACUGUCCGAAACGGAUAACUUUGCCACAAAAACCUGCAGCACCUCCUAGAAGUCUGGCCUGUCACCCACACUCAGGUUCUCUAUACUGGCUCCUGACUUUCUUCUUAUUCGUCCUUCUGAGAUGAUACUCCGCUGCUCCUCUUGCAUUCAGAAUGAGGCCGUUCCAUCUUUUGUACACUUUCCUCCUCGAUCCUCCUCCACCGACACACCAAAGUGUCAAGAUAUUACCAAAGACCGACAAGCGUGACCGUUUGAAGGAGCCAAUGAGAGACUGACAGCUUCCUUUGAGAAGUUCAAAUGCGUCUACAAUACAACCAAGGGGAGAGAAAU
Molecule: messenger RNA, 3450 nt
Organism: Nanorana parkeri
Lineage: Eukaryota; Metazoa; Chordata; Amphibia; Anura; Dicroglossidae
Gene: MDGA1
Product: MAM domain containing glycosylphosphatidylinositol anchor 1
Exons: 18
Coding region: 285-3245 (986 amino acids)
Biological process (GO): homophilic cell-cell adhesion; synapse organization
Cellular component (GO): plasma membrane; axon; neuronal cell body
Molecular function (GO): protein binding; axon guidance receptor activity
Source: RefSeq, a predicted model, not a curated record